AUGUUACGACAGAUCAUUGGUCAAGCCAAGGAACGUCUGAGCUUGAUCCCCCUUUUAGUAUUUAUUGGGGCAGGAGGUACUAAAGCAGUGCUAGUCUUGUGACUGGCAUUGUUCAAUCCAGACGUUAGUCGGGAUAGGAAGAAUAACCCAGAACUCUGGAACAAACUGCAUCCCAGUGAUCAACACAAGUUCUGCUCAGUGAAUGUAGGUUACAGAAAACUGAAGAAAGAAGGUCCAGAUUUCUCAAUGAAACGUUUCUGUAUAAAGCUGCUUAGACUGAAGAUAUUCCAGAAGGCAUCCACACAGUUUUCCACUUACCCAGAAAAUAUUUCCCCUUUAAAUGCAUGAAAUCAUGUUGGUGUAUUGUGUUGGG
This is a messenger RNA of Lontra canadensis (Northern American river otter), 373 nucleotides long. Its product is annotated as cytochrome c oxidase subunit NDUFA4-like. The record is from RefSeq and is a predicted model, not a curated record. Lineage: Eukaryota; Metazoa; Chordata; Mammalia; Carnivora; Mustelidae.